Molecule: messenger RNA, 2736 nt
Organism: Thunnus maccoyii (southern bluefin tuna)
Lineage: Eukaryota; Metazoa; Chordata; Actinopteri; Scombriformes; Scombridae
Gene: adm2b
Product: adrenomedullin 2b
Exons: 3
Coding region: 330-896 (188 amino acids)
Biological process (GO): positive regulation of heart rate; regulation of systemic arterial blood pressure; adenylate cyclase-activating G protein-coupled receptor signaling pathway
Cellular component (GO): extracellular region
Molecular function (GO): hormone activity
Source: RefSeq, a predicted model, not a curated record
UUCAGUAGCUCCCUAUGUGAGCGUCAAUGAGCUCCUGAGUUUCACGUCUCUUUUCCUGUGGAUUUCUUCAUGAGCGAGACUAAAGGGUCAGAGUGCGGAGGAUGCAACAGAAACGACAUCAGAGACUGAGGAUGCUGUCAAUGUCACUCACCUAUAAGGGACAAUUUACUUGUUAGAAAUAACUUCAAAUUCGAGAGUUUUUUCAGGAGUUUUACGCAGUUUUUUUCCCUCCUGAUCACUUUUAUUUUUUUAUUUUUAUUAUAAUACUUAUAGCAGUUUGGUCUUCUGGGACCCGCCUCCUCCGGGCAGCGCAUCUCCACUGCGCCGUCAUGUGCGCUCUGCUGCCGGCGUGGCUGUGCCUGCUGCUCGGCCUCCUGCCUCUGGAGAUCCAGUCCCGGGCUUUGACUCUGCAGAGCCCCAGUCACAGACACAGAGAAUCAGGAGAAAAAGAUGGAGGAACAGCCACCAAAUCCAAGGCAGGCAGCAGGCUCAAUUCACCCAAAACCUGUAAAUACCCAAAGUCUUCUUACACCGCCAUCAUGCCUACUGCGUCUGAUCUCACUGUUGUCCUUGACAACCACAUCACCCAGGGAGACAGACAUAUCAUCUGGAGGGCCCUCCUGCACAAAGAGCCCCCGGCGGGGUUAUCUGAACUGUUGCUUGACCAGAAUGACAGCGUGCUACAGGAAGCGCCAGUCUGGCAGCGAGGGUCACGAGGUCGUCGUCAUGCCAUCAACGGUGGUGGAAGAGGCCACGGCCAUCUGAUGAGGGUGGGGUGCGUCCUGGGCACCUGUCAGGUUCAGAACCUCAGCCACCGUCUCUACCAGCUGAUCGGACAGAGCGGGAGGGAAGACUCCUCCCCCAUCAACCCUCGCAGUCCUCACAGCUACGGCUAACACGAAGACGCCUUGGAUGAAAACUUUUGUUAGAGUUAAUCUACAGUCUCACAGAUACCAGGUCCUGUUUUUCAUCAGUGAUAAAAUUAGGGCACAAAUAAGCCUUUAGUGUCAGUCAGUGGUGUGUCAUCUGAUCUCAGCUGCAUUAUUGUUAAAGGAUCAUUCUGGUUUAUUACAACAUUUCUUAAAUAAUUCAGCACCCAUCUAUACAUACUGGGGUUGAGAGCAUUGAUUCAUUAUAUAAUAAUCAAUUUGACCAUAAUUGUUGUUGGUAAGAAUGAAAUUAUACUCAUCAAUUAAAUUGCUGAGAUCUGGGAAUGUAGCAACAUCGACAAGAGACGCAAGCUGGGAACUGUUUUUUUUUAUGAUUAUAUUGGACAUUUUUAUGUCUUUAUUUGUCGCAGCAGUCGAGUGAGAUGACAGUGAGAGAGAGACUGGGGGUGACGUGCAACAAAUGUCCCUUGCCAAAAUCAAACCAUGGAUGUUGUGGUUUUGUGGCUUAACCAGUAGCCUACCAAGAUGCGCUGAUGAGCUAGGAAGUAAAGUCUGAGAAAAUAAUUCUAUUUCAGUUUGGGUUUGAGAAAUAUAUAAAACUCAGGUGUGGAGUUUACAAGAUGUGGGCUUGUAUCCGGCUGGAAGUUGAAUACUAAAACACCGGAGUACCCCUUUAAACAAACCUCCAAGUUAGCGAAACUUCUUUGGAAGAGAAAACAAAGGCAAACAACAAAAUUAUUAACCAAAGUAUCCGUUUUAAACAUCCAUCAGUUUACUUGGGUCCUGCUAUACUCACCAUAGUCUGAUCAUCUGACUGAGAAGAAACAUUAGAUUUUGUUGCCCCAUCACAUUUUGCUGUAGCGAUGUUGCCGUGCUCCUGAAUCUUAGCAAUUACUUUGGUGAGUAGAAGGCUAUCACAUAACCAAUAGACAAUAGAUUACCAAAACUGUUGAAAUAACAGUUGUAGUAAAAUUGAAUUAUACUUUACUUUUGUGGUGUGGCACUUAUCCAGUGACAUGUGCAUACAUGAAAAACUGUGAACCAGAGAAGCCUCCGUCAAACUGGCCUACCGGACUAUCGUCACCAUUGUUGAUCCUACUGAUCUGAACUUUCCUGAGCUCAGAGUUAAUCCACCCUCGUCUCUUAAAAGCACCCUCAUCUCUGUGCAAACAAGUAGCUUUACAUCAGCACGGACAGAAACCAAGAAUAUCCUCCAAUCAAACCCAGUUAACCCUUCACCCAAAACCCUGCAGUGCGCACAAUCAGCCAAAAUAACCACUAACCCUAAUCCAUGAUCUGUCUGUGUACGUCUUAGCUUGUCUUUACUCCAUUAACAACUGAACCAGAGACAGGACAUCCAUUCAGCAGAUGGCUUUUUGACCUGUAAACUGUUAAUCUGCAAUGCUUCAGCUUGAUUUUUGCUGCUUCAAAGUCUGUUUUUGGAGCCUUAAUAGGUUUAAUCAUUUGUUAAUCAAAUGUUAAUCAUUUGUUAAGCCUUAUAGUUGUUGUAUGCCUUUCACCUGUCCAAAUUAAGCAUCACUGUGAAUGUUGACUAUCAAAGUGUUAUGUGAGGCUUUAUAGUCCCCUACUUUUCUGUGUUAGUUGAGAGUUUGAGUAGUUGUUCUCACAGGUUAAAUGUUUAUUAGGAAUGCAUGAAAGCACUUUAUUUUUCCUUACAUUGAGUAUGACUUGAAUUUUUAAAAUGUGUUAUUUAACUUUAAAUUAAUGAGACCACUUUGCUGUAAAUGUCCCACUUCACUAAAUCUUCAUGUUCAUGUUGUGCAAGCCCCUUCAAGUGUCCUUUUGUAAACUAUCUUUUAGUCUUUACAACAGCAGCAUUGUGUAA